Heteronotia binoei (common prickly gecko) is the source of this 548-nucleotide messenger RNA. It is a transcript of the gene PFDN6, whose product is annotated as prefoldin subunit 6. Gene Ontology annotation, molecular function: protein-folding chaperone binding. The transcript has 4 exons. The record is from RefSeq and is a predicted model, not a curated record. Bases 34 to 414 code for a protein of 126 amino acids. Gene Ontology annotation, biological process: chaperone-mediated protein complex assembly; protein folding. Lineage: Eukaryota; Metazoa; Chordata; Lepidosauria; Squamata; Gekkonidae. Gene Ontology annotation, cellular component: prefoldin complex; cytoplasm.
UCUCUCUCUCCCCCCAGGCAGGCAGGGGGGGCCAUGGCAGAGACGCUGCAGAAGAAGCUCCAGGGGGAGCUGGAGAAGUAUCAGCAGUUGCAGAAAGACCUCAGCAAAUGCAUGACCUCCCGGCAAAAACUGGAAGCUCAGCUGACGGAAAACAACAUUGUGAAGGAGGAGCUGGACCUCCUGGACUCGUCUAACUCCGUCUACAAGCUGAUUGGGCCUGUGCUGGUGAAGCAAGACAUGGAGGAGGCAAAGGCCACGGUGGGGAAAAGGCUGGACUACAUCGCGGGGGAAAUCAAGCGGUACGAGGCCCAGAUGCAGGAGUACGAGAAGAAGUCGGAGCAGCACCGGGAGAGCUUGGCGCGGCUGCAGCAGGAGUUCCAGAAGUCCCAGGCCAAGGGGGCUGUCAAAGCCUGAGCCUUCCUCCGGAUUCCCUCCCCCCCCUCCCGAGGACUGUGCCCAGCGGGGUGUGUGGAGCUGUACGUUACUCUGUAGAUGUUAGUGCGCUGUUUGUCUGAAAUAAAGUUGGGUCAAUUCGAUAGGCCUCCUAA